Messenger RNA from Colletotrichum destructivum, 444 nucleotides. RefSeq lists its product as uncharacterized. Lineage: Eukaryota; Fungi; Ascomycota; Sordariomycetes; Glomerellales; Glomerellaceae. The record is from RefSeq and is a predicted model, not a curated record. The transcript has 5 exons. Bases 1 to 444 code for a protein of 147 amino acids.
AUGACCGACACAGCUGUGACCCUUGGUCGCACCGACGAUUACAUCCUUGUUUCGAAGCCCAAGAAGGGCAUUGCCUACGUCGAGGCCCGCCUCAAGGACGACAGAAUUCCUUCCCACACCGACAGGGGCUGCCAGCUGCUUCUCUCUAGGCUCGAACAAGAAUGGAGUCCGCCAAAGCUCAAAGACGAUACCGUCAUUUCCCUCGAGGCAGACCUCCUAAAAGAGCCCGUUUUCCACAAGGGCGUCCCCAGCGAGUUGUUCCACUCCCUUCGCGUCGUUGAAUUCCAGGGCCUUGAUCCCACCACUCGCGCCGUCUCCAUGCGUGAUGUUGCCAUCAAGGUCAACCUGUACCGUUGCACUCCCGAGUCGCCCUCUGUGUCCGAUGACGAGAUCGACACCAUGCUGCCCAGUUCCACGCUUGACGGUCUCUGGGAACUAUGCUGA